ACCAUGGAAGAAUUAAGUGAUAAAAACAUUCUUGUACCAAAGCACUUGCAAGAAUCCGACUUAAGCCAAGAAUGCAAGGAUUUGAUAACCACAUUGCCAUUACAAAAAGGUUUGGUUAUUGCUACCUUACAUCAAUAUCAAGGAUUUUGGUUUUCCCCAAAUCAUCUUCAAGGUGUUUUAUCUUGUCAAAAGCACUUUCAAGCCCUUGAUACUGAUAUUUUCUUAGUCACUAGUCCUAAAUCAGGUACCACUUGGCUCAAAGCAUUGUCUUUUGCUUUGAUAAACCGUAACAAAUAUCCAGAUAUUCAUAGAAACCAUCCUUUGCUCACUACCAACCCUCAUGAUCUUGUUCCCUUCUUGGCUGGUCUUUACUAUGACAAAGAUUUUGUUCCUGAUGUCCAAACAAUAUCUCCUCCAAGACUAUUCUCUACACAUAUACCUUAUGAAUUAUUGCCAAAAUCUGUGAAAGACUCAACUUGCAAAGUGGUGUAUCUAUGUAGAGAUCCUAAAGAUACUUUUGUUUCAUUUUGGCAUUUCGUAAACAAAAUAAUACCACAAAGUAGUGAAGUACUUCCAUUAGAAAAUGCUUUUGAGAGUUUUUGUAAAGGAGGGAGUCUUUUUGGACCUUUUUGGGAGCAUGUAUUAGGAUAUUGGAAGAAAAACUUGGAAAGUUCAGAGAAGGUUAUGUUUUUGAAAUAUGAAGAAAUGAAAAUGAAGCCUAAUUUUCAUUUGAAAGAGAUUGCUAAGUUUUUGGAUUGUCCAUUCUCUAGAGAAGAAGAAUCCAAAGGUGUGGUUGAUGAUAUAUUAAAUUUGUGUAGUUUUGAGAAGUUAAGUAACUUGGAAGUCAAUAAGACCGGAAAAAUGUCUUAUGGAGUUGAGAACAAAGCUUUUUUUCGUCUUGGUCAAGUUGGAGAUUGGAAAAAUCUUCUUACAACUGAAAUGAUUGAGCACAUAAACACUAUCACCGAAAAGAAAUUUGUUAAACAUGGGUUAAGUUUUUAUAAUUUGAGAAAUUUUAAUUAAUAUCUACCCGUCACACCUUAAUAUUUACAUCUUGUUGAAACUAAGGAGCUGUGUUGGUUCUAAGAUUAGAG
Vicia villosa (hairy vetch) is the source of this 1094-nucleotide messenger RNA. Its product is annotated as cytosolic sulfotransferase 12-like. The transcript has a single exon. Gene Ontology annotation, molecular function: sulfotransferase activity. The record is from RefSeq and is a predicted model, not a curated record. Gene Ontology annotation, biological process: sulfation. Gene Ontology annotation, cellular component: cytoplasm. Lineage: Eukaryota; Viridiplantae; Streptophyta; Magnoliopsida; Fabales; Fabaceae. The coding region runs from base 4 to 1023 and encodes 339 amino acids.